UUGUUUACUGUUUUUUAAGUUUUGAGUUUGAUUCUGAUUCUCUAAGAUUAACGUUGAUUAUUGAAAUUGUUAUUUAGUAAUUUUCAAGGGUUUGGGUUUUCUACUUUCCCUAGAAUUGUACAGUUGUGUGCAGCUUCUGCUAUACUAAUAUUUGGAUGACAUUGAAACUUGUUUAUGUAUGUUUGUUAAAAUUGUUACUGAAUUGCUAAUGGUGAUGCUUACUUACAGGUUGCAGUGUCCACUCCUUAAUUUGCCAAGGGCCUGAAUGAGGAAGAGCUGCUUUAGAAACAUGCUUCAAAUUCAAACCUCAACUUGAUCAAAAGCAGCAGCAGCAGCAGUUUUCGCACAUCAGAUGGAAGACAACAAGCUUGCAAAAAGUUGGGGAUAUUGCAAGUAAGCUCCGAAGCGACAAGGUUGCCCCAGACAGAAUUAGACUUCUCAAUCUCAAAAUCCCUCGAUUCCAAUUACGAUUUGUGAGGGUGUUUUAGUUUUGGAGUCUAAGGAGCCUAAACGAAUCAAGCAGUAUCAAUUCAGAGAUGGGUCUUUCAUCACGGACGUAUAUGAACCAGCAAAACAUAAAAGGGCCAGUUGCUAUUCUGUGGGACAUUGAGAAUUGUAGUGUUCCUAGUGAUGUUUGUCCCGAAGAUGUAGCUGGCAACAUAAGAAUGGCAUUGAGAGUUCACCCCAUUAUUCAAGAUGCUGCAAUUACAUUGUUUUCCGCCUAUGGGGAUUUUAGUGCCUUCCCAAAGCGUCUUAGAGAAGGUUGUCAGAGAACUGGUGUAAAACUCGUAGAUGUCCCCAAUGGAAGGAAAGAUGCUGCAGACAAGGCCAUCCUAGUUGACAUGUUUCUCUUUGCACUUGACAACCCUCCACCAUCUACAAUCUUAUUGAUCACUGGGGAUGUUGAUUUCUCUCCUGCUUUGCACAUACUUGGCCAGCGCGGGUAUACUGUUAUUCUUGUUAUCCCUGCUGCUAUGGGUGUAUCAUCUGCCCUAACAAAAGCUGGGAGGUUUGUUUGGGAUUGGCCUAGUGUUGCUCGUGGAGACGGAUUUGUGCCUCCUAAAACUCAAAUAUCACGUGGUUCGUCCCAAGUUGCUGGAUAUGUCAGAGGGUUCCAAAUCAAUGAAAACCCAGACACCCAAAAUGAUGAAGAAACAAUUAUGGAUAGGGGAAUAGCAACACGCAAUGAGUAUGCUGCUCAAACAAAUAUCAACCAGCGGAACUCACAAAAUCACCAUUCAAGAUCAAGAAGUCCCCCAUCUGGUUUGAACGAUGUUCCAGGAAUGCCAGCAAAUGAAGAAGACCAUCCUGGGUACAUAAAUGGUCUUAAAGGUCAGUUGGUGAAAUUACUUGAGCUCUCAGGAGGUUGCCUACCCCUAGUUCGUGUUCCUGCAGAGUAUAGCAAAAGUUUUGGCCGGGAUCUGCCAUUUGGUGUGGCUGAAUAUGGUGUGAGCAAACUUGUCAACCUUCUCAACAAGAUGGUUGAUAUAAUGACGGUUGAAGGGGAGGGAGAGAAGAAGUAUGUUUAUCUCUCUAAUGCCGGCGAAAGACAUGAAAAGGUAGAAAAUAGUAAUCAGUUAGUUGUUUUUCCACAAAAAGACGAGAGAGGUAAGGGAUGUGAAAAGAAGACGGUAGAUACUAACGGAUGCACUACCAAAAAUGAUGAAGAAGCAAGCUCCUACUCAGGGAACUUGCAACCUGGUAUAAUCGAUGUUCCAACGAUGCCUGCAAAUGAAGAAAAGUCAACAGCGUGGGUCCAGCUUCAACAUAGAGACAUAAUUAAUCUUAAAGGUCAGUUGGUGAAGUUACUUGAGCUCUCAGAAGGUUGCCUGCCCCUUGGUCGUGUUCAUGGAGAUUAUCACAAAAUCUUUGGCCAGCAGCUGUGCAUGGCUGAAUAUGGUGUGAGCAAACUUGUCAACCUUCUCAUGAAGAUGUCUGAUAUAAUGACGGUAGAAGGGGAGGGCAACAAGAAGUAUGUCUAUCUCCGAAAAGCCAAUGACAGACACGAAAAGGUAGAAAACAGUAAUCAGUCGACUGUUUUUCCAGAGAAAGACAAGAGUAAGGGAUGUGAAGAGGAGACUGUAGAUACUAGCGUAUGCACUAGCCAAAAUGAUGAAGCAGACUCCUACUCGAGGAAUCCGCAAUCUGGUUUAAGCAAUGUUCUAACGAUGCCUGCAAAUAAAGAAGAGGCCCCUGGGGACAUAAUUAGUCUUAAAGGUCAGUUGGUGAAAUUACUUGAGCUCUCAGAAGGUUGCCUACCCCUAGUUCGUGUUCCUGGAGAUUAUCACAAAAUCUUUGGCCAGCAGUUGUGCAUGGCUGAAUAUGGUGUGAACAAACUUGUCAACCUUCUCAAGAAGAUGUCUGAUACAAUGACGGUAGAAGGGGAGGGUGAAAAGAAGUGUGUAUAUCUCCGUAAAGGUAAUGAGGUAGAAAACAGUAAUCAGUCGACUGUUUUUCCAGAAAAAGACGAGAGGGGUAAUGGAUGUGAAAAGGAGAACGUAGAUGCUAGCGUAUGCACUGCCCAAAGUGAUGAAGCAGACUCCUACUCAAGGAAUCCGCAAUCUGGUUUAAGCGAUGUUCUAGUGAUGCCUGCAAAUAAAGAAGUGGCCCCUGGGGACAUGAUUAGUCUUAAAGGUCAGUUGGUGAAGUUACUCGAGCUCUCAGGAGGUUGCCUAACCCUAUUUCGUAUUUGUGGAGAGUAUAACAAAAUCUUUGGCCAGCAGUUGUGCAUGGCUGAAUACGGCGAGAACAAACUUGUCAACCUUCUUAAGAAGAUGACUGAUACAAUGACGGUAGAAGGGGAAGGCCAAGAGAAGCAUGUCUACCUGCGUAGUGCCAAUGACAGACUUGAAAAGGUAGAUGAUAGUAAUCAAUUAGCUAUUUUUCCAAAAAUUGACGAGAGAAGUAAGGGAUGUCCGAAAGAGACCGUGGAUAUAAAAGUAUGCACUAUCCCAGAAUGCUCCUCUGAUGAGUUCUCAGAUGAUAAUAAGAGUCAUGGUUGGACCAAAUGACAGUCUCAAACAGUUUAAACAGGAAAUACUGGAGCUUCUUGUCAGUUGUUCAUGUAAAAUUCACCUGGAUAGUUUCGAAGAAAUGUACAAACAACGUUACAAGAAGGAUUUAUAUCAUCAAAGUUUUAGUGUGAAUAAUCUAGAGGAGCUGAUAGAUACGCUAUGGGACGAUGUUAAUUUUUAUGAAGAACAAGAAAACAAAAGAAAAUUUCUUGUCCCCAACUUUGCGAAGCUGCGUUUUCAAACAUUUUAAUUUUUAAGGGUCA
Messenger RNA from Papaver somniferum (opium poppy), 3277 nucleotides. RefSeq lists its product as uncharacterized. Gene Ontology annotation, biological process: regulation of gene expression. Gene Ontology annotation, molecular function: RNA nuclease activity. The transcript is spliced from 3 exons. The record is from RefSeq and is a predicted model, not a curated record. The coding region runs from base 537 to 3011 and encodes 824 amino acids. Gene Ontology annotation, cellular component: peroxisome. Lineage: Eukaryota; Viridiplantae; Streptophyta; Magnoliopsida; Ranunculales; Papaveraceae.